Messenger RNA from Clonostachys byssicola, 1644 nucleotides. The record is from the annotation of a GenBank genome assembly. Lineage: Eukaryota; Fungi; Ascomycota; Sordariomycetes; Hypocreales; Bionectriaceae.
AUGUCUUCUUCCGUGCGGGAGGAAGUCAUCACGAGCUUUGACGCCCAUAACAAGCCUGCUAAUCCUCAUUACGAUGGACUUGAUGCAGAUGAUGCAGCUGGUCUUGCCGCCAUUGGCAAGGCUCCGGUCUUCAAAAGAAAGUUCAAUUUCUGGACAGCUGUUGCCAUGACAGUUUGCAUCAAUGCCACAUGGGAAGGGAUCUCAGCCACUCUUCUUCAAGGCCUAGCGAUGGGAGGCUCCGUUUCACUACUCUGUGGAUAUAUCCUGACAAGUCUUGGUAUGACCUGCGUGUGCGCCGUUGUAUCUGAAAUGGCAAGUGUUUGGCCAUCUUCUGGUGCUCAAUAUCACUGGACUGCAGAGCUCUCUCCUCUAAAAUGGAGGCCAAUUCUUUCAUGGAUCUCGGGUCUGCUGACUUUCGGGUACAUCUGGAUGGCUACCAUCAUGUGUGCUAUGAGUGUUGCUAUCCAAGUCCAAGCGUAUGUCAUUGUGGCAAGGCCGGAAUAUGUCAAUGAGAGGUGGCAUACCUAUUUAAUCUUCGCCUUAGUCAUGGUCAUCUACCUGGCCAUGAAUCUGUUUAGCAGCAGGGCGUUGCAUCAUCUCAACCUCGGAGGGAUUGGUACCCAUAUCGUCGGGUUUCUAUUGAUCAUGAUAAUUCUUUUGGUCAUGAACAAGGAAAAAAACGACACUUCAUACGUAUUUACGCAGUUUCUCAAUAGCUCUGGUUGGUCAAGCAAUGGGCUGGCAUUCUGUAUUGGGCUCACAACACCAAUGCUCGGUUUUGCUGGCAUAGAAAUGGCAGCCCAUUAUGCUGAAGAGAUCCAGCAUGUCCAGAAGAGUCUUCCCCGAGCAAUGAUGUGGACCAUCGCAAUAAACAGUGUCGUUACUUUUCCGUGGCUUGUUGCGCUCAUGUACUGCUCGGGUGACAUCCCCGAAGUUGUCAACGGCCCUAUCGGCUUGUUGAGCCCCAUGACUCAGAUUCUCAUCAACAGUACCGGAAACGUUGGACUUUCAAUAUUUCUCAAUUCUCUUGCAACAUACAACGCCCUAGUCGGCGGCAUGACCGGCCUGGGUUCCUGCUCGCGAGUCCUAUGGGCUAUGGCCAGAGACGAGUGCUUCCCCGAGAUCUUUCGCAGAGUCAACCCCAAACUUGACGUUCCCGUCCAAGCUAUCGCUGCAGCGUGGGUGCCAAUGGUAACCUUUGGGCUCAUUUACAUUGGAAACCAAACUGCGUUUUAUAGCAUCUUGAGUGGAGUCAUGAGCAUGUACAUGAUGUCUUACGCCCUUCCAGUUGGCCUACACCUGUUCUAUGCACGAAAACAUAAGAAUCUCCAGUAUGGUCCUUGGCAGCUCGGCCGAUGGAGAGUGUUUUUUAAUGCGGCAGGAUUCACCUGGAUAUCAUUUAUCCUCAUCUUUCUCUGCUUCCCAAUCUACCAGCCCGUCACCGCAGAGAAUAUGAACUACGCUUCUUUGAUCCUUUUUGUGUUCCUCUUACUUGGCUUUGGUUGGUACUUUUACUACUUACGUGGCCGUUUCCAAGGCCCGGUUGUCGAGAUAGUAGUCGACGAUGGCGAUAUUGUCAUUGCAGGACAGCCGGUACGAACGGCCUUUCCAAGUGAUGCGGCUGCUCCGAAGAAGGACAUUUAA